AUGGCGGAUGAGGCCAAGGCGGUUGAGGCCAAGCCCGAUGCGAAGACCCUGCAGGCGCUGAGGGACGCGGCCAACCGCCUGCGGAUCCACUCUAUUAGGGCCACGUGUGCCUCCAGUUCCGGCCAUCCCACGUCGUGCUGCAGUGCUGCGGAGAUCAUGUCUGUCCUCUUCUUCCACACGAUGCGGUAUAAGCGGAUGGACCCACAGCACCCAGACAACGACCGCUUCGUCCUCUCCAAGGGCCACGCUGCCCCAGUCCUCUAUGCCGCUUGGGCAGAGGUGGGCGACAUCAGCGAAUCCGACUUGCUGAACUUGAGGAAAAUCCACUGCGACUUGGAGGGACAUCCCACCCCGCGACUGCCGUUUGUUGACGUGGCGACGGGAUCCCUCGGGCAGGGAUUAGGCGCGGCCUGUGGAAUGGCGUACACCGGCAAGUACUUUGACAAGGCCAGCUACCGCGUGUUCUGCCUCAUGGGGGACGGCGAGUCCUCGGAAGGCUCCGUCUGGGAGGCUUUGGCCUUUGCUUCCCACUACAGUUUGGACAAUCUCGUGGCAAUCUUCGAUGUGAACCGCUUGGGACAGAGUGGCACUGCGCCCCUUGAGCACUGCACAGACAUCUAUCAGAAUCGCUGUGAAGCCUUUGGCUGGAAUACUUACUUAGUGGAUGGCCACGAUGUGGAGGCCUUGUGCCAAGCCUUUUCGCAGGCAGCACAAGUGAAGAACAAGCCCACUGCUAUAGUUGCCAAGACCUUCAAGGGUCGAGGUAUUCCAAACAUUGAAGAUGCAGAAAACUGGCACGGAAAGCCAGUGCCGAAAGAAAGAGCAGAUGCGAUCAUCAAAUUAAUUAAAAGUCAGAUACGGACCCAGGGGAAUCCCAUAUCGAAACCCCCUGUGGAAGACUCACCUCAAAUCAGCAUCACAAAUAUAAAAAUGACCUCUCCACCUGCUUACAAAAUUGGCGACAAGAUAGCUACCCAGAAAGCGUAUGGUUUGGCUCUGGCUAAACUGGGCCAUGAAAACGAAAGAGUUAUUGUUCUGGAUAGUGACACGAAGAACCCCACCUUUUCUGAGAUAUUCAAGAAAGAACACCCUGAGCGUUUCAUAGAGUGUUUUAUUCCUGAGCAAAACAUGGUGAGUGUGGCACUGGGCUGUGCCACACGUGGUCGAACCAUUGUUUUUGCUAAUACUUUCUCUGCCUUUUUCGCUCGAGCAUUUGAUCAGAUACGAAUGGGAGCCAUCUCUCAAACCAACAUCAACCUUAUUGGUUCUCACUGUGGUGUAUCCAUAGGGGAAGAUGGGACCUCCCAGAUGGCCCUGGAGGAUCUAGCCAUGUUCCGAAGCAUUCCCAAUUGCACUAUUUUCUAUCCAAGUGAUGCCCUCUCCACAGAGCAUGCUGUUUAUCUAGCUGCUAACACCAAGGGAAUGUGCUUCAUUCGGACCAGCCAACCAGAAACUGAAGUUAUUUACGCGCCACAAGAAAAGUUUGAGAUUGGACAGGCCAAAGUGGUCCGUCACAGUGACAAUGACAAGGUCACAGUUAUUGGAGCUGGAAUUACUCUACAUGAAGCCUUAGCAGCUGCUGACAAUCUUUCUCAACAAGGUAUUGCUAUCCGUGUCAUCGACCCAUUUACUAUUAAACCUCUGGAUGCUGCUACCAUUAUUUCCAGUGCAAAAGCCACAGGUGGUCGGGUUAUCACAGUGGAGGAUCACCACAGAGAAGGUGGCAUUGGAGAAGCUGUAUGUGCAGCUGUCUCCAGGGAGCCUGACAUCCUUGUUCAUCAGCUGGCAGUGUCAGGCGUGCCUCAAAGUGGGAAGCCUGGUGAAUUGCUGGAUAUGUUUGGAAUCAGCGCGGGACACAUUGUAUCAGCUGUGAGACAUACUUUAAUGAACUAAAAUACGUUCAUUUCUUAAAAAGUCAAGCCUGUUGA
This is a messenger RNA of Nycticebus coucang (slow loris), 1928 nucleotides long. RefSeq names its product transketolase like 2 (gene TKTL2). The coding region runs from base 1 to 1893 and encodes 630 amino acids. Lineage: Eukaryota; Metazoa; Chordata; Mammalia; Primates; Lorisidae. The record is from RefSeq and is a predicted model, not a curated record. Gene Ontology annotation, molecular function: thiamine pyrophosphate binding; transketolase activity. The transcript has a single exon.